GGAGAGGCGUACUCCAUGUUUCUUGGUGCCUGGAAACUCUCCCCGAGUAGUACUUCUGUGCGUUUUCUCAACUUGAAACAUAACGCUGGUGUCGGAGGAGUCCGGGGCUCCCCAUCUGUUUGUUACAAGCCUACCAGCCCAGCCCAGAUACUGGAAGACACUGGCUUUCUUUACCCGGAUCACCAGUUUGCAGGCAGGCAUGAAGUUUCUCCAUUAACAGCUGAAGCAAUCAGUGGUGCUAAAGAGAAAGCUGCUGAGGAGCCGCUCUGCACCCUGCACCCUCCCAAUUUCCUCCGGCUCUCAGAGGUGGAGAUGCGAGGGUCGGAGGAGGCGGCUGCGGGCACGGUACUGCAGCGCCUGAUCCAGGAGCAGCUGAGGUAUGGCAACCCCAGCGAGAACAUGAACCUGCUGGCAAUUCAGCACCAGGCCACGGGGAGCGCAGGGCCCUCCAACAGCACUACCAGCACUCUCUCUUCCACAGAAAACCUCGCACAAGAAGAGCCACAAAUGCUCCAGCAGUCGGCCCGCCAGGAACCUCAGGGGCAGGAGCACCAGGGGGACAAUACGGUGAUGGAGAAGCAGGCGCGGGCCGCGCAGCCCCAGCAGAACAACGAAGAGCUGCCCACCUACGAGGAGGCCAAGGCCCAGUCCCAGUUUUUCCGAGGCCAGCAGCCAGGAGCGGUUGGCCCAGGCUUUUACGUCGCUGGCGCGUCCAGUCAGAAGUCCAGGACUGAAGGGAGAGCGACGGUGAACCGGACCAACAGCGGGCAAGCGCAUAAGGACGAAGCGCUGAAGGAGCUCAAACAGGGUCACGUCCGCUCGCUCAGCGAGAGGAUAAUGCAGCUCUCGCUGGAGAGAAACGGUGCUAAGCAACACCCGCCUACCUCAGGGAGCAGCAAAGGGUUCAAAGCGGCAGCGCCGCCGCCACCGCCGGCCCCGGCGCCUGCAAAGGGCAUGGACCCGCGCGGCCCGCCGCCCGAGUACCCCUACAAAGCCAAGCAGGCGGUGGCCCCCGUCAGCAAGGCCCCCGAGCAUGGGCUCUUCUUCGGUGACCAGCAUGCGACAAUGGUGCAGGAUGUUCUCAAACCCUCCUACCCGGCUCCUCAGCCGGCCCGGACCGAAGUCGCCGUCGUUAGAUACCAGCCACCCCCCGAGUACGGGGUCACCAGCCGACAAUGCCAACCACCUUUCCUGUCGGCGCCAGCGCAGCAGCACAGCCCCAUGUCCUCACAGGCCUCCUCUGCCACCGGCCCCCUGCUCUCAGGCGCGUUGCCCCCACUUCCGGCUCCCGUCGCUGCCCCCCAGCCCGCGCCGGGCACGCCACCGGGCCAGCAGCUGACGCCAGACGCCUUCGCCAUCGUGGAGCGAGCACAGCAGAUGGUGGAGAUGCUCUCUGAGGAGAACCACGUGCUACGGCAGGAGCUGGAGGGCUACUAUGAGAAGGCGGAUAAACUGCAGAAGUUUGAAAUAGAGAUUCAGAGGAUUUCGGAAGCUUAUGAGGGCCUGGUGAAGACCACUACUAAGAGGGAGUCUCUGGACAAAGCUAUGAGAAACAAACUCGAAGGAGAAAUUAGGCGUCUCCACGAUUUCAACAGGGAUCUCCGCGAACGACUGGAGACUGCCAAUAGGCAGCUAGCCAGCAGGGAGUUUGAUGGGCACGAAGAUAAGUCAACAGAGGGCCUUUAUGUCACUCAGAACAAAGAGCAUUUGAAGGAGAAGGAGAAGUUAGAGAUGGAGUUGGCUGCCAUGCGCUCUGCUAACGAGGAUCAGCGGAGGCACAUCGAAAUCCUGGACCAGGCCCUAAACAACGCUCAAGCCAAGGUCAUCAAACUGGAAGAGGAGCUCCGCAAGAAGCAGGCCUACGUGGAGAAGGUGGAGAAGCUGCAGCAGGCCCUGACGCAGCUGCAGGCAGCCUGUGAGAAGAGGGAGCAGAUGGAGCGCCGGCUGCGCACGCGGCUUGAGCGGGAGCUGGAUUCGCUGAGGAUGCAGCAGAGGCAGGGCAGCUACCAGACAGCCAGCCUCCCUGAGCACAAUGCGCCGGCCCUGAUGGAGCUAGUGCGGGAAAAGGAGGAAAGGAUUCUGGCGCUGGAAGCGGACAUGACCAAGUGGGAGCAGAAGUAUCUGGAGGAGAGUACGAUCAGGCACUUUGCCAUGAAUGCUGCAACCACAGCUGCAACCGAGAGGGACACCUUGGCCCCGACACACUCACGGAGCGGCAGCUACAGCGAGGGCGCACUGGAGGCGCGCGUCUGGCAGGAGGAAGAGGAGGUCGUGCAAGCUCACCGCCGCUGCCAGGACAUGGAGUACACAAUAAAGAAUCUCCAUGCGAAAAUAAUUGAGAAAGAUGCCAUGAUCAAGGUCCUUCAGCAGCGGUCCCGGAAGGAUCCUGGGAAAAGCGACAGUGUGAGCUUGCGACCGGCUCGGUCGGUCCCGUCCAUCGCGGCUGCCGCGGGCGCGCACUCGCGCCAGACCUCGCUCACCAGCAACCAGAUAGCGGAGGAGAAGAAGGAAGAGAAGAUGUGGAAGGGAAGCAUAGGGGCCGCCGGCGAGAAAGACAACUGCAAUCACGGGAAGCCACCUGACAACAAGGGCAGAGUGAGCAGUUUAGUCCACAAGCCUGAGUUCCCUGACGCAGACAUGAUGGAAGUCCUCAUCUGAGCAAAGGAUGGUAUCUCUGGGGGUUUGUGUGCAUACAUUUCAGUUCCGAGGAGGUCAUCAGUGUGCCAACCUUAAAAACUAAUUGGAAGACUUUGAAGAAAGAUGGAGAAAGUUUGUGCCUGAAAAGAAGCUUGAGUCUGGUGUGCUGUGACUUUGCACCAGGCGAGAAGGAAAGACAGCUGAAAAUGAAAGAUGAAAUGAAUGUCUGGGAUUUUCUGAGAAGAAAAGAGCAUUGAAAAAGGAAUGUGGCUUGGGAAGGUGACUAUCAAGGAAAAAAAGAAACUGUUUUCUGGUGUAAAGAGAAGGUAGCUAAGUUUUAGAGUGGGUGCACAGUGCGGUUCUGUUUUAAUGUCUAGCUACAACCAAGGGAGAGAAAUCCUGAGUCUUUUGAGACCAAAUGGAAGUUUAUGAGUAACCCAGGAUAAGUUUACAUCUUCCUUAGAAUUGAUUCAUUUCUCAAAAGUAUUCACUGCCUGAUUUUAGUGAAUAAUUGGUCUGUAGAUGUACACAGCAAGUUCUUGUAAUUAUUUGUUUGAAGUGGUGUGGUGUGGUUUUCCUGGGACAUGCAGGUCAGGUGUCUCUUUCCUGGCUGGACAAGUGUUACUCUUGGAGCUGGAUUUGCAGUGGAAAUAUUCCUGUCAUGCAAACCCAGAGAUUGCUAAGACUUCUCUUUUGGUAGGAACAGUUGUUUGCUGGAAUUCCCAUGGAAGAGGAAUGUAAAAGGGGGUGGAGCCUGCUGAAGCAAUCCCUUUUGUGAUGUUGGGAAGGUUUCAAGAUGGAAAGUCGGGAAGGAUCCAGUCAGCUCCACUGAACAGAUGUGCACACAGAGUGAGUCAAGUGGGAAGCAGCACAAGUGGAACUAGAGCUUUUUGUUCACACGGAUGUGCUAGAGGAGGGCAGGAGGGCUCGGCAGCGUCAAGAAGCAUGGUGGCCCCAUGGGUCUGCAGUGCCUUCACAGGAGCACAAGUCCCCAUAGGAGAGCGUCAAUGUGUUUUGCGUCUCUCCCCAAACCUCUUCUGACCUCAGUUGUGAAUUCAGAUGCUAUCAGCAGGGGUGCGCGGGUUUCAACAAGUGAGAAUCUGAGCAUGAAAUUGUGCAGAGAAUUUAGCCCGAGGCAACUAAAACUGCGGCCAGUCACAGUAGAGAGAUGGAAGGAAAGCAGAAAUCACUGAUGGCUUUUGAAAUUACUUCAGUAGUGUUACACUUGGCUUACAUGUGAGAUCAGAAGAUGCCUUACUGUGCACUAGUUCAUAACAAUGGAAGAGUCAGGGUGUUUGUGGUAAGAAUUUGGAAUUGUCCUUGUUUUCAGAACCUGCAGCCAAAUCCUACCUUCCUUAAGCAUACAAACCUCCCAUUCAGAUUAAUGGGGGACUGGGCAUUUAGGGGGCGUAGGAUCAGGCUGUAAAGGGUUUAACUGCAAAGCAGUGGGUGAGCAUCUUGUAUUUUCUGUGCUGAGCUGCACUCUCUUUUCACCUUGUUUUCUCCCAAGAUGGAACAUUUCUCAUUUUUGGCUAACUCCCUGAUUUCUGUGAGAGGUGGCAGUAACUAAGAUGGCCAACUCGCCAGCAGUGUUAAUUAUAGCAUAGUCUUUGCUUCGUGUAUUGCAAAUGCUGAUGGAGAAAUUUUCCUCUUUGAGAUAUUUUUGUAUUGUUUUUUCUCUUCCCAAAUCUUCUAGUUCACC
Messenger RNA from Struthio camelus australis, 4339 nucleotides. NCBI's taxonomy places the organism in Eukaryota, Metazoa, Chordata, Aves, Struthioniformes, Struthionidae. The record is from RefSeq and is a predicted model, not a curated record.